Messenger RNA from Manis javanica (Malayan pangolin), 4507 nucleotides. RefSeq names its product FIC domain protein adenylyltransferase (gene FICD). The record is from RefSeq and is a predicted model, not a curated record. Lineage: Eukaryota; Metazoa; Chordata; Mammalia; Pholidota; Manidae. Gene Ontology annotation, molecular function: protein binding.
GAGGCCAGAAGGCCUGCGGUGGAGGAGGUCCUGGGAGACAGCAGCCUCGGAUCCUGCGCCCGCCGGGAAGGCGGCGGCAGGGGUGAGGAGGGGACGAGCUCCAGGAGCUCGGAAGGAAUGAACCGGGGAAGGUACCGCGCGGCAGGGUUCGGAAAGGGCAGGCUGCAUGGAGUGACCUUAGUCCAGUCCCUCGCCUCUCUGGGCCUUCCUCCCCUUCCUUAGGGUAGCGAGAGGUGAGACUCGCACCACCCGGGACGCUGCAUCCUUCCUCGGAAUGCAGCGUCACUGGCGAACUCCAGCCUUGCCGAGGAGCCUGUCCCUCGGGGAGCCCGCUCGGACCUCCUGGACAAAGUAGUGACCCACACCCUCUUCCUUACCCCGUUAGAACGCGUACCAAGCCGCUCGGAUGUUCAGUACCAGCGAACCAGGCUCCCCAACUAGGCUCUUAACGCCCUCAGCGUUCAGAAACCUCGUCAGUCAUUUCUGGGUCUCUAGAGGCCCAGCACCACUAGCCCAGGGCAGGUGCACGGUCCCUGGUUAUGAAGACAAAGGCUGAGACCUGAGCACUCUGAACCGAAGCGCACUGGGGAUUCUUUCCAGAUGCCUCUAUUUACUCCGUUGGCCUUCUGGAAGUUGACUUACCUCUCCUUAAGUUUCCCUUGUCUGUAACAUGGAGCCGGGGUGGCUUUCCUUCACAAGGUGGUGAGGGUUGAGCAUGGCUGACCGCUCUGCUCAGCACCCCAUGGUUGCCCAGUAAAUCCUUACUGUUAGCAUAAUGGGCUUGCAUACCUGACCCCUCCAUUCCCACUGCCAGCCACAAGCAUAUGCCCACUGUCACAGAGGGCAAGUGCUCACCCACUCUGCCACAGCCCAAGCUUUUAGGCAAGAUCCCUAGUGGACGGGCCAGGAAAGGAAGGCCAGAAAGAGGACUGGCAUGCUGGCUAGUAUCAGGGUGAGAGUACAAAGAGGCAGCCACCCAUAUGGCAGUAAGUCCUAAUACCACACAUCACCAAACUGUUGUGUUUAUCAAAGAGUAGGCCUAGGCCUCAGAACUGCGUUGGUGGAUCUGGAAAUGGGUAUUUAUUAUUUAUGUUCCAAACACCCCAUGUUUGGGGUCAGAGGCCAGGGAGAUUUGUGGUGGAGGAGGGAGACCUCAGAGCCAUGGGUUCCUGAAUUCAAGUCUUACAGCUGUCACUCACUGGGUGGCACUGGGCAAGGGACUUCACCUCUCUGAGCCCGUUUCCUCAUCUAGAGAGUGGGAUGACGAAAGCAUCAGCUCCUGCUGAAGACUGCAAGAGAUAGUAUGUGUGAGAUCCUUAAUGCUUGGCACAGGGCCUGUCACACAAUUGUGCUCUUUCUUAGGGAACUGUGGGCACAUGCAAGGGGCCCACUCGAGUCCAGAUGACACUCAUGCCGAUGGCUUCAGUGAUGGCCAUGACUGAACCAAAAUGGGUCUCAGCCUGGGGCCGCUUCCUAUGGGUGACGCUGCUCAGCAUGGUGCUGGGGUCCCUGCUGGCCCUGCUGCUGCCGCUGGGGGCCAUGGAGGAGCAGUGUUUGUCCAUGCUCAAAGGCUUCUACCUGCUCAGGAGCAAGUUGGACAGGGUGCAGCAUGCCGUCACCAAGUACACCAUCCCAUCCACAGAGCUCAGUGUCACCUCCAGAGAUGCGGUGCUGCUUAUGGUCAAGACCAAGGCCUCUCCAGCUGGUAAGUUGGAAGCCAAAGCAGCUUUGAACCAAGCCCUGGAAAUGAAGCGCCAGGGCAAGCGGGAGAAAGCCCACAAGCUCUUCUUGCACGCCCUCAAGAUCGACCCGGACUUCGUAGACGCGCUCAAUGAGUUUGGCAUCUUUUCAGAAGAAGACAAAGACAUCAUCCAGGCGGAUUACUUAUACACCAGAGCGUUGACCAUCUCGCCCUACCACGAGAAAGCACUAGUCAAUCGGGACCGGAUGCUCCCACUGGUAGAGGAGAUUGACCAACGGUAUUUCAGCAUCAUCGACAGCAAAGUGAAGAAGGUCAUGUCCAUCCCCAAGGGCAACUCUGCACUGCGCAGGGUCAUGGAAGAAACAUACUACCAUCACAUCUACCACACAGUAGCCAUUGAGGGCAACACCCUCACCCUCUCAGAAAUCAGGCACAUCCUGGAGACCCGCUAUGCUGUGCCAGGGAAAAGCCUGGAGGAGCAGAACGAGGUCAUCGGCCUGCAUGCAGCAAUGACGUACAUCAAUACAACGCUGGUUUCCCGCAUUGGGUCCGUCACCACCAGUGAUGUGUUGGAGAUUCAUAGACGGGUGCUGGGUUAUGUGGAUCCUGUGGAAGCUGGCAGGUUUCGGACAACACAGGUCUUUGUGGGACACCACAUCCCUCCCCAUCCUCAAGAUGUGGAAAAGCAGAUGCAGGAGUUCAUACAGUGGCUCAACUCUGAGGACGCCAUGAACCUGCACCCAGUUGAGUUUGCAGCCUUGGCCCAUUAUAAACUCGUUUAUAUCCACCCUUUCAUUGACGGCAAUGGGAGGACCUCACGCCUGUUGAUGAACCUUAUCCUGAUGCAGGCAGGCUACCCGCCCAUCACCAUCCGCAAGGAGCAGAGAUCUGAAUACUACGAUGUACUGGAAGAUGCCAACGAAGGCGACGUGAGGCCAUUCAUCCGCUUCAUCGCCAAGUGUACGGAGACCACCCUGGACACACUGCUCUUUGCCACAGCAGAGUACCCAGUGGCGCUGCCAGAGGCCAAACCCAACCACUCUGGGUUCAAGGAGACACUGCCUGUCAAGCCCUAACCCUGUAAAUCUGCAUUUGGUGACAAGGGAUGUCCCAGGGAGAAAAGAAAUCAAAGAAACUUAGCAUUUCUCAAAAUCUAGUAGUCUCCCAAAGCAAAAGGAGACGGUAAGGAACUUACACAUUCUGUACCUCCAAAUGUUUUUAGUUAGAAAAACAAACUAAAUUAUUAAGCUUUGUCUCAAAGGUAACUUAUAGUUCAUCCAAGUUAUUUAUUUUCUCCUUUUAAGCUAGUAAACAUAGUGUGGUGUCCACUGUCUGCUGGCGGUCCCUGUUCUUCGGAUGGUCCCAGCAGGCCCUCGGAACAUCACUGCUACUUGUGUGACCAGGACAGAGGUUCUGGAGCAGAAUUUGCACUAAGGCGGGGAGAGGCCGGGAGCUGUGUGAUGAGGUCCAAACCAUAGGGUAACUCCUCCAAGUCUUUCUCUCAAACUGACUGAGAUCAGCAUUCCUGGGGAGAACCCAGGCCUGACCCAGUUGUGAAAAAUGAUUGAAAGCUAGCUUUCUUAAGGCAUUUCUGCUCCCCUACAAAGAGAUUAGCGUUGGGGCUAAUUUUCUGUUAAAGCAAUCUUUUGAGAUAUGAAAUGAAUGUUGCUAACAUUUCUAGGUCGAUACCUUGCUUAUUUCAAGAAAGAGUCUUUGAGCCAUACUUAGCUUGCAAACUAGUGCCAGAAGCUGUUAUUUUUCCCUAUCAAGACUAUUUUUCUAAUUAAGAAUAGGGGAGUGGCCUGGCAGGUCUUACUUGUGUGUCAUUGUUUCUCACACAUCAUUUGCAGAAACUCAGUCCAGAUGCUUUAGUCUGAAAGUUCUCUGGGUUUGUUACCCAACAACUGAAACAUGGUGUAAAUCAGGUAUUGCACAGGUGAGCAAGUCUACCCUACCGCCCCCCAUCCCCCCAGUGUGACCCCUCCUACAGACGUUAAAGAACACAUUUGAAAAAACAUGCCACAUCAACAGCAAAAGUAUUUUUGACAAUGAAUUAAGAGUGCCAGUUUCUACUGAACCAAGAACCUCCGAAUGAUGUGUCCCUGUUGUCCUGCAGUUUUAUCCACUCGCUGCCCCGACUCCCACCUCCCACAGCCAUUGCACUGUGCUGUCCGGCACCCUUUGGGGAAGCAGAAUAGAGUGCCUUGGAGAGGCCUUAUUUUUCUAGCAACUUGUUAAAUGAUAAAAUGUAUGUAAUAUGGCCAAGGUCCCAAGCUGUCAUGCUGCGUAAGUAGAAUCUUCCCUUCCAAUCACCCGUGGCACAGGUGCCAACCCGACAGCUGCUAUUUCCAGUCUCAGUGGUUGGAAACCACUGGUUCCUUUUCCAGGGACAGAGCCAGUCAUGUUUCUCACACUGACUGCUCUUUGUCAGUGUCUGAAUGACGGUGACUAUACAAAGUGCUGUCUGAGUUGAGAAUUCAGAUCCUGAUAAUGAGGUCAUUAUUCUGAUGUAACAAGUGUUCAUAGUUAUUUAAUUACGUAACAGUAGUUUCCUGAAUAAUUAAGUAAAAAAGUGUAGAGACAUAUGAAAUGGUCCCAAGUGAUGGUACCUUUAUAAAAAAUAUUUUCAUACUUGUAUGCUGCCAUAAGGUAUUUCUUAAACCUUAAGUCUUCUAUAUUGGGUUUUCUAAGUCACAAAGCCUGACAGAAGUGCUUGCUUUGUUUUAUAGAGAGAAAUUUGCACUUUAGCUCUAUGUGAAAGAUAGUAUUUUAACAAAUUACUGACUAAUAAAGUAUUUUAUUACA